AUGAAGUGCCGAGUAUGUGGAGAUUCUCGUGCUGGUCGUCAUUAUGGUACAAUUGCCUGUAACGGUUGCAAAGGAUUUUUCCGGAGAAGUAUCUGGGAGCAACGUGAUUAUACGUGCCGCUUUGGCAGCAGAUGCCAAAUUGUACAGGAAUAUCGUAAUCGAUGCCGGGCUUGCCGUCUUCGGAAGUGCUUCGAAGUUGGAAUGGACGCUCGCUCUGUGCAGUCAGAACGGGAUAAACACAAGAAGAAAUCUGCUGGUCAAGGAUCUCCCAGUGCCGACGAAGGGACGGGACCGUCUACGUCUGUGUCGUCCAACAAGGUCCCGUUGAUGAUAUCGUUGAAUCCAAUGCUUUUGUCGCCGAGCAGCUCACAACAGCCAUCGAGUGCUCCGCCUUUCAUGACAAGUUGUCUGGGCGGUAAUGUCAAUCGUGCUUUUGCGGAAACAUUGUCACAGAGCCCACCGAAAACCUCUUCAUCCACUCACACUCCAUCGUCGGUACCAAUCUCACAUGUAGUGAAGCAGGACUCCCCACCACCAGCAUAUGCUUCAGCCUUCCACCCUGGGUACUCAAUUGUGCAGCACCUCAUUGAGCUGGAACGACAAACUGACAACAUGAUCGACGCUACAGAGGACUGCGACUUCAGCGAGCAGUUCAAUAAGUUAUGCAGAGUAGAUGUGACUAUCGAAGCCGCCUUCAAACAGCCAGGAAUCCCACGCUGGUUGGCUCUCGAACGUUUGACCAACCUUGAAGACGUCGGAAUCGCAUGGUGCCGCUCGUUUGUUUUAUGCGUUGACUGGGCAGCACUCAUGAGCUGUACAACGUCUCCCCUUAGUAAAGAACUGUGGUCGAGCGGGAAUCCGUCGACCCCCAGCACCAACUACAACACCCUCCCUCAUAUUGAGGACGACCUCAAUAAGAUUUUCAACGACGCAGCUCCUGGCGACCCCUACAAGAUUUCCAGGACGCAGUUCCUGCUCCAUAGGGCCCUUUCACCGGCGGAUCAAUACGUCUUACUCCGAAAUCGAGUUGUUUCGGUGAACUGGUUAUGUCACACGUACAAGACAUUCAAAAGUGGAUGCGAUGGUGUGGCGCUAGUGAAUGGUAGCUGGUACCCACGUGACAAAGAUCUACAGAAGACGUUGGAUCCUGGGUGCAAUCAUUACUUCUCGAUCCUUUCUGAACAUCUCAUGCAGGACCUAGUCUUUCCAAUGCGUGAGAUGAAUAUGAACGAGGGAGAGUUCUGUCUACUCAAAGUGCUCAUUCUUUUCCGCGUCGAUCACCGCCUGUCGGAAGAAGGCAAAUUACAUGUGACCAAAGUUCGUAACAAGUACAUCGACGCCCUCUAUCAUCACAUUCAACACGAGUACCCAUCUUACUCGGCUAUCGAAGUCGCCCAGCGAAUCUCAAAACUGCUAUUGCUUCUUCCCAGCAUUGAACAUUUGUCACAACAAGAAGACGAUAACGUCCAGUUUCUUGCUCUUUUCAAUUUGGCCAAUCUUAACGGACUUCCGUACGAGCUGCAUUCGGCAACCAAACAACAAAUCCGUGAUGAAGAUCCCACUCAGGUAGUAACUACUGAAGGCCAGUUCAUGCCGACUUUCUUUUAUUAG
Molecule: messenger RNA, 1611 nt
Organism: Cooperia oncophora
Lineage: Eukaryota; Metazoa; Nematoda; Chromadorea; Rhabditida; Trichostrongylidae
Source: the annotation of a GenBank genome assembly